Messenger RNA from Pollicipes pollicipes, 854 nucleotides. Its product is annotated as cAMP-dependent protein kinase type II regulatory subunit. The transcript is spliced from 4 exons. NCBI's taxonomy places the organism in Eukaryota, Metazoa, Arthropoda, Thecostraca, Pollicipedomorpha, Pollicipedidae. The record is from RefSeq and is a predicted model, not a curated record. The coding region runs from base 435 to 854 and encodes 139 amino acids.
GCUGGCGAGCGCUAGCGGCUCAUGUUGUCUGUGCGUUCAUCGUAUAUUGCGUGGCAUUAGCAAGAUCGGAUUGGCGCGUGGGCGAGACUAUCUGCUCAGCACUUGCUGCAUGUGAUUUAAAGGCACUUUGCUCUCAUUUCAGGGACCUUAAAUUAAGCAGGUGUGCUCUGCUCAAGUCGGUCGAAUGUGCACGUGACGGUUUUCGUAAAGCGGUGUAUAUAAUAGGUAGCCAGGACUGUUAUUGCGUUUCAGUCUGGCUUUGGCAUUCGUCCCAAUGCCGAGAAAACACUCGCAGUUUGAGUGCUGAUCAUGCUACAUGUACUUAUUGUGCGUGUGAAGGCAACAUCCAGCUGAGGUAAACUCAAGCUGCAGUAUCCAGCAUUUCGUGGCUGUAAAUUUUUGGAUCUAUCGCACGUUAUCUCAGUGCCGGCGGCAUGACCACCCGACACUACGAAGUGCCGCCUCAGCUGGAGGACCUCCUGCUGGAGUUCACCGUCAACGUGCUGGUCAACCAGCCCGAAAACUUGGUGGCGUACGCCGUCGAGUACUUCACACGGCUCAAUGAGAGUAACUCAAAAUACGCCACCACCACCACCACCACCACCAGCAGCAGCAGCACCAACAAGGAGGCGCCGGCCGAGCCCGAGACCAACAACGUGGAGGAUGGCGCGGCUUCGGACCAGGACGACUCGAUGAUGUCGGACGAUGAAGCGCCGCCGCAGAACUGCACCUAUCGCCGGAAGUCGGUGUUCGCCGAGGCCUACAACCCGGAGGAGGACGACGACGAGGGCCAGAAGUGGCCGGCGCAGCUGGCCAGAAGCUUGGCAUUGGGACGGAACGAGAGGUCGGGGUAA